This is a messenger RNA of Alternaria rosae, 807 nucleotides long. RefSeq lists its product as uncharacterized. The record is from RefSeq and is a predicted model, not a curated record. The transcript has 2 exons. The coding region runs from base 23 to 625 and encodes 200 amino acids. Lineage: Eukaryota; Fungi; Ascomycota; Dothideomycetes; Pleosporales; Pleosporaceae.
CGAACACGCUUCUUAUCUGGGUAUGUUGAUGGCACAAUUUUCGCGUCUUGGCACGUGCGCGCCUGUCAGAUCUCAAUUUGGAUUCCAGGGUCUUACUGGACGCUGGACACGUCGGAAGGCUACGGCUUGCAUUCCAAUGAAGCAUAUGCGUAGUCACAUAUGCCUGAAUAUCUGGUUGCUAGGAUGCCGCUAUCAGCCCAAACACCGGCCAAUGCUCGUUUCGCUCCCGAUAAUCGUCUCCACCUAUUUGGGACAGGUCACAGUCUUCCAGAGUCCUCCUUCGAGCUGUAUAAAGCAUUCACUAUUGCCGCCACUGAUAUCACCGCUCACAAACACAAAACAACAGCGUACGCAGCAGUGGCAGCGAAGACUUCUGCUCGUCCUGCGUUCGUGCAAAGCCUCACACUUCAGUGCAAACAUCAAUGUGUAUACGGCUAUGAGCUCUAGCUUUGCGUUUGGGUUGCUCAUGAUCGCGCCGAUCAGCAAGACUGCAGCAAGCGCCAUGCUUAUGGCAGCCACAACCUGUGCUACAAGUGUGUCAUUGUAUACGUUUGACCUAUCGAGUUCCUCGCUUGGCGAAUGUUUGGUGAAGAGCCAGUGGUUUCUCAGCGAACGAGACAGGUAAUCUUGAUUUGAAGGCUUCUGAGGAGCAACGAGGUCUUUUGUGUCUUCCAGAAACUUGCUUGCGCGACCAAAUAUCAGCUUCCUCGAGGAGAUAGGCAUAUUCUCGAUUGCGGAUUUGUUAAGGUAGUCAGUGUAGGUAGUCAAGAUUCGUUGGCUGGGUUUACCGAGUUGGGCGACUCAAGC